Microthlaspi erraticum is the source of this 1608-nucleotide messenger RNA. The record is from the annotation of a GenBank genome assembly. NCBI's taxonomy places the organism in Eukaryota, Viridiplantae, Streptophyta, Magnoliopsida, Brassicales, Brassicaceae.
AUGGAAGAGGAGGAGUCAAGUGAAGAAGAGGAUGAGCUCCCCAUGUACCAAGAGCACUAUGAUGCUCUUUUCUCCAUGGACUUCAUGGACACCAAGUACCCACAUGUUGACACCAUGAAGGCCCUUGGAAUCUUUGAAGAUGUGGAGUUGGUCCUCAAGAACAUGCACUUGGCCAAGCUCUUCUCCUACCACAUGGAAUCCUACAAGGAGCUCACUUGCGAGUUCCUAGCUUCAAUGAGGUACCACAUGUAUGAGGAAGAAGAUAGAGCUGAUUUGGACCAAGGAUUGGGAUGGAUCACGUUCUUGGCUAAGGGAGAGAAGAGAAUGGUGACCUUUAGGCAGCUGGAGAUCUUGUUUGGGUUCAACUAUGGAGAGGGAACCAAGUGGAACUUCAAGGAAAAGGAACUCCAAAGGGUUUGGGCUACAAUCGCUGAUGGAGUGUACUCUUCCUCAAGGUCCAAGGCAGCUCAGAUCAGGAGCCCAGUCUUGAGAUAUGUGCACAAGGCACUUGCCAACACCUUCUUUGCAAGGAAGGCAACCGGGACAAUCAACGAGGGGGAACUCAAGUUUCUUGACAUGGGAAUCAAGCCCCUUCUCUCACGCACAAGCGAUGGCAAGAGGAUAAGGGGAGAUAGGUCUGACACAGGGAACUUGAUGCCUUUCCUUGACCACCUCCUCACCUACAAGAUCACAGCUUACAACACUAGGCACCAAAGAGGAAGAAAGCUUAGUAUUGGAGGGCUCAUCACACCUAUCUUGUGUGCUGCUGGAGUAAACCCAACUGAUAGGAGAGCUACUGAACCAGGUUGGAUGGACAUCAAGUUCUGCAAGACCAACCUCCUCAUUGAGCACAAGGAGUUAGAUGGGAGACCCCCUGUGUACACAUUAGUUGGGCAUGAGGAUGAUCUGCGAGAAGAGGAGCCUGAGCUCGAUCGAGCUGAGUCUCGAGCUGAGGGUCGAGCUGAGGAUCGAGCUGAAUAUCAGGUCCAGGGGAGCGCUGACUUGGGUGAGCCUGAGUGCUACUACUUUGAGGAGUAUGAGGCUCCAAGGAUGAACCCCUCUGUUGUGGCUGCCCACAAGAGGAUUGGACUUCUCCAAAAGUUCAACAAAUGGCAAGGGAAAGCCAUGAGAAGAUGCAAAAGUCCAUGGACAAGAUGGAGUAGGUCACUCCUCACCACCCAAAGAAGGCUCCCUGCCCAAGAGCCUCACAGAGCCUCUUCUUUCGAGCCAAGAGAAGGAGAGGACAACACGCAGAGAAGGAGGAAGAGUUCCAAGGCCAGACGCUCCAGCUCGACCACCGGACUCGAUCGAGUCCAAACAGAGGAAACUCAACUCGAUCGAGCUGAGGGUCGAGUUGACCUGGAGGAGCCCCUGUUUGAGAACCCUGGGAUUCGAGUACGAUUCAACCCAGUACCAGGACUUCUCUCAGACCGCUGGACUCCCUACAACCGCUUCGAGCGAGCACAACUCCACCAAGGCCAAGGAAGCCACACCCACUUUGAAGAUGAAGAAGAAGAGGAGAGGAGCCACAAGCUCGAUCGAGUGAGCCGAACCCAGUUGAGUGGAGUGCUCCUGAUGGCCGUCUCCCAUCUCCAGACCACGACCUAG